This is a messenger RNA of Prunus mume (Japanese apricot), 2630 nucleotides long. The record is from RefSeq and is a predicted model, not a curated record. NCBI's taxonomy places the organism in Eukaryota, Viridiplantae, Streptophyta, Magnoliopsida, Rosales, Rosaceae.
GAUUUUUGAACAAUUUCCUUUAUUGUAUUACUGAAAAAGACUGCAAUUGUGAAAGCGGGCAGUUAUUUGCUCUCUCUGUCUCUCACCUGAAUCUCUCUCUCUCUCCUCUGCCCCCUUCCGAUGACACCCAAACCUCGCAACCCCAAAACGGACCCAAAAUGCUGAGAAGCAUUCGGUCGCGACGGCCCCACCGAACCCGUUACGGUGUUUACAUCUGCGCCGUUAUCUCCGCCCUCCUCCUCCUCCUCUCCGUCUCUCUCCUCUACACUCGCCUCUCCCACUCCGAAUCUCACCACUUUCACUACCGCCACCAGAACCCCAAUGCUCAAUACGGCGACGUUUCUCUCACCAACCCCCUCAUCUCUGACGAGCUGAACGACGGCGUUUCCAUCGCCACUGAGGACAAGAUCGACGAGCUCGAUGACGUCGUAGAAGAGACACCUAAAGACGAGGAAGUGGAGGACGAGGAGGAUCCGCAAUCCGACAUUUCUCAGUCGAAGGUUUCUGGGUAUGUAUUUGAUCAUGUAACUGGGGUUAUUAGGAGGGGUUUCAAUAAGCGUAAAAUUGAGGAUUGGGACGAGGAUUACAAUGGGUUUACUGCGGGACUGGGUGCACUGGAUAAGAGUAAGGUCGCGUUUGGAUCUGAUGAUGUGCCUGUGGAUAUGGAGGUGCGGAGGAGGAUGAGUGAGGUUGUGGGCAUUGAGGACGCGCUUUUGUUGAAGGUGGGAAGGAAGGUUUCGCCGUUGAGAGAAGGCUGGGGAGAGUGGUUUGAUAAAAAAGGCGACUUUUUGAGGAGGGAUAGGAUGUUUAAGUCCAAUCUGGAGAUGCUGAACCCUUUGCACAAUCCAAUGCUGCAAGACCCUGAUGCGGUUGGCGUUACUGGGUUGACUAGGGGUGAUAAGGUGUUGCAGAAAUGGUGGUUGAAUCACUUUAAGAAGGUCCCAUUUACCGGGAAGAAGCAGUUGGGAGUUUCAGGGAGGGCCCGAGAAGUGAAGCUUUAUGAAAAUGGCGGUGAGGGUGGGAAAAAGGGGAGUAGUAGUGGAGAUGGUGUUGUGAAUGUAAGUGGAAUAGGUGAAGGAACAGAGCUUGAUGAAAAUGAGCUUGAUGAAAAUGAGAAUGAUAGGAAGGCCGGUAAGGAUUUGAAUUCUGGUGCAAAUGGAAAAUCUAAUACAGAUAGAAAUUUAUCCUAUAUGAGUAAUGCGACUGAUAAAGAGAUUGGGAACACUGUUGAACAAAUUAGUGAUUCUGAUCAAGUGGGUGGCUUCAAAGAUGAGUUUUCAGGUGUUAUAUAUGCAGAUGGCAAGAGAUGGGGUUACUAUCCCGGUUUGAGUCCCUUUUUAUCAUUCUCGGAUUUUGUAGAUACAUUUUUCAGGAAGAGGAAAUGUAAUAUGAGGGUAUUUAUGGUGUGGAAUUCUCCGCCUUGGAUGUAUAGUGUUCGACAGCAGCGGGGACUUGAGAGUUUACUCUCCCAUCAUCGAGAUGCCUGUGUUCUAGUGUUGUCUGAGACAAUUGAGCUUGAUUUCUUUAAAGAUAACUUUGUAAAGGACGGUUACAAAGUUGCUGUUGCAAUGCCAAACCUUGAUGAAUUACUAAAGGAUACUCCGACCCACGUAUUUGCUUCUGCCUGGUUUGAAUGGAGAAAGACAAAGUAUUAUGCUACUCAUUACAGUGAGCUUGUCCGCCUUGCUGCUCUCUACAAAUAUGGCGGAAUAUACCUUGAUUCUGAUAUCAUAGUCCUGAAGCCAUUAUCUUCACUUCGCAAUUCUGUUGGUAAAGAGGAUCAACUUGCUGCAAGUUCUUUGAAUGGUGCUGUUAUGGCAUUUGAGAGGAACAGUCCCUUCAUAAUGGAGUGCUUGAAAGAGUUUUAUAUGACAUAUGAUGAUACUCGUUUGAGAUGGAAUGGGGCUGAUCUGUUGUCAAGAGUUGCACGAAGGUUUUUGGGUGUUCGUAAUAAAUCAGUUAGACAGCUGCAGUUGAAAGUGCAACCUUCUUUCAUAUUUUUCCCAAUUACUCCUCAGAAUAUCUCAAGAUAUUUCACUGCACCGACAACAGAGACUGAAAAAGCUGAACAAGAUGCUCUGUUCAGAAAGAUUCUAAAUGAAUCGUUGACAUUCCAUUUUUGGAACAGCUUGACAUCUUCUCUCAUUCCAGAGCUAGAGAGCCUUGCUACCAGGCUUAUUGACCAUCCUUGUAUCCGAUGCACUGAUGUUUUAUGAAUUCACUUGAUUCCUCUAUUUGGUCAAUACUGGAGGUCUAGAUAACAUCCAAGCUAUUACACUUCUGGCUGAUGAUUAACAGAUUGGUGUUGACCUGCGUUGGUGAUCUGACAGUGGUUUGGGGACAUGAAAGCGCAAGCCUGUUGUUGUGGUGAUUGUGUAUCUUCUUUGUAUGCUCAUGAUAAAAAAUAAAAAAAAGAAGGGGUUUUUUCCUUUAAAUUAAAAAGAAAAAAGAGUUGGAGUUGCUUAGGUGGCUUUUUGUUGUUAAAUCAUUAGUCUAUGCCAUUCUUCUUCAUAGUGUAGAGUAUCUCUGAUCAAAGGUUUAAAAUGCUAUAUUUGUUUAAGAUAGUGGUUCGGCAAAUCAUUCACCUGUAUUAAAAGAGACAAUUUGUUACUUGUCCACAUGGAAAUAUA